AUGAUUGUUGCUAACAAAGUUACAGUAGAUCCAUCCACUCUAAACUCUCUAAAUCAUAUUUACGCGAAUCAAGUUCAACUUAAUGUUAAUUCUACGAGUUCUUUCCCUGAUUUGAACAAUACAGUAUCAAUACAUACUAUUAAUGAGACUGGUUAUCUUUUGUGUUUGAUGAGAAUCUAUGAUACUGAAGGAUUAACUGUUCUUCACCAAACAAAUCAAAUAAUGAUCACAGGAAGUAGGGGAUCCAUCAUAUUAUGUAAAUUCUCAAGUGUUUAUUUGAAUAUUCACUUCCGAAAUUGUUCAUUGAAUUUAUUUACAAAUCAAUUCAGUGAUCUCGCUCAUUUAGCGUUAGAGUAUUAUAUCUCAGAUAGUACAUGCAAAGUCAAUAACUUCUAUUACGAUGAAAUCUAUUUUUCUUCAAUUCAUUUGAAAAAUUCGAGUUUGGUCUUAGAUUGUGAUUUUUGUCCCUACAAUACAUCUAUUUAUGAAGCAUCUAGUAUAACACUACCAAGGAAUAUAACAAAAAUGACGGAAUUACACGUAGAAGAAGAAUUAAUUUUAAAUCCUUUGAACGAAAACUCACAAAUCAGUUUGAGAAUUCUUAAACCGAAAAAUGUCCUCACUUCCUCUCAAUUUUUGAGUAUUUUGACUGAAAAAUUCGAAAUUGAUCGAGAAAAUGUCAAUAUCACUAAUAUUGCUGUUUCGGUUUUAGAAAAUUUCAUUGUUGAGCUUGUAGGUGAUGCAGACAUUGAAGAAUUAAUGUUCAAAAAGCAAGCAAAAAUAAAAUGGAAUGUAAAUUUUGACAAAAGACCAAAAAUUUACACAGAAAGGAUCAACAACACGAAAGACCAAGUCAUAGACAUUCAUAGUUUCAAUUCAUCUAUUUAUAAUAACAGAACAAAAUUUUCAUCAAUAAUUUAUCAACAAAUUGUUUUGUUUUCUUCAACGAAACCAGCACCAGAGUCAUUCUCAUUGAAUUAUGUUGAUGGAGAUCUUCCUAUAAGUACGAUUAUUCAAAAUAUUAAUAUUUUUGAUGGCCAAAAGUAUAUUUACGGGUUAUCGAUCAAUGAUUACCCAACAAAGUUCUAUCCUGAAGUAUAUCUUGACGAAUACUCCUUCGAUAACCCAGAAAAUCGAAAUUAUUUAUUAAAUUAUGCAGAUGCACAGAAUCAUAGCUACUUUACAUCGAAUAUAACGAGGAAGUUGUAUAUAAGAUCAAGUAAUUCGAUGGAUUAUACCUUCGAUGUCUAUAAUUUUUCAAGUAAAUUUGAUCUUUUUUACGGAUCAAAGGAAACAAACAAAUUGGUGAUGAAAUUCAAUAAGGACACGAAUAAAUGUCUUAAUUCCUUAUUCGCAGAGCAAGGAGUUCUUAAAAUUGUCAGUGAUUCUGAGGAAGAUAUCAAAUUAUCUCUUGAUUACCUCAGUUUAGACCAAUUAAAGGAAUUUUCUAUAUCAGAAAAUUCUAAAAUACACUUCACAACUAUAAAUAACUUGAAAGCUGGCAUAGAUCUCUUAAAAUAUCUGAAAUAUGAUUAUGUAAAAAAUUUUCAGCUUCAAAUCAUCGGUUAUCAGUUCAGUUUAAGGGUAUUUGAGGAUGGAUUUAGUAUUACAAAGCUUAAUAUGAACGAAACCAUCUAUUUUUACAACAAUAAAAUGGAGAAUUUCGUAAUUUACAUCACAGAUCACCAGCAAAUGACUUUGUCAUGCGAUAAGAGUAAUCCUAAGCCUGUUAAAUUAAGAUACAUAGAUACUGUAACUGAUAUUACUGUUAAAUUGAUUGGAAAAUUCCCUGAAGAUUUUAAAAAUAAUUUAAUGGAACUUCCGAAAGGUAUAAGUGUAAGAUUAUCUGUUGAAUCUGAAUAUAUACCAAUCGAUAUAAGUGAUUGCGCAUAUGCUAGCGUUGAUAAAACAAAUAAUAUUACAUUUACUACACUUCCACCGGCCAGAUUCUCUAAAUCAGCGAAAAUAGCUGUGUUAAAUUCAAUGGUUACCCUUUAUAUGAAGAAUAUGAUACUUUCCAAUCAUUCUGAAAUGGAAUUUAUCUCAACAAUGAGAGGAUCUAAGUCGCAGUUCAUAAUUGAGGAAUUGAAUGUAGAGGAAUCAUCAUCUGUAUCAAUAUCAUCAUGUAUGAUUUCAUCUACAAUCAAUAUUAAGAAGAAUUCUUCGAUUUCAUUUUUAAAUUCUAACAUUUCUACUUCAAUAAUGAAUGUUGAAUUAGAACCUGAGAAUACCAAUUGCAUAAUUGAUAUCAAAACAACAACAGAUAUUGUAGAACCCCCUGAACAGAUAAAUAUCAAAAUUUUAUUGCCGAAAAUCAUGGGAAAGAGGACAAUGAAAUGGACUCAAGAAUUCGCAAAUAACGUAUUGUCUGAUAAAUAG
Trichomonas vaginalis G3 is the source of this 2379-nucleotide messenger RNA. RefSeq lists its product as uncharacterized. The record is from RefSeq and is a predicted model, not a curated record. Bases 1 to 2379 code for a protein of 792 amino acids. Lineage: Eukaryota; Parabasalia; Trichomonadida; Trichomonadidae. The transcript has a single exon.